Messenger RNA from Mucor velutinosus, 1131 nucleotides. RefSeq lists its product as uncharacterized. Gene Ontology annotation, molecular function: MAP kinase tyrosine phosphatase activity; MAP kinase tyrosine/serine/threonine phosphatase activity; protein tyrosine/threonine phosphatase activity. The record is from RefSeq and is a predicted model, not a curated record. Gene Ontology annotation, biological process: negative regulation of MAPK cascade; protein dephosphorylation. The coding region runs from base 1 to 1131 and encodes 376 amino acids. The transcript has a single exon. Gene Ontology annotation, cellular component: cytoplasm. Lineage: Eukaryota; Fungi; Mucoromycota; Mucoromycetes; Mucorales; Mucoraceae.
AUGAACAAAAGAUUAUCAUUAUCAAUUACCCCUACUUGCUCAACCUCGAGCGGAUUGGCUAAUCGUAGAAGAAACAACAAGAAUCUAUCAUUGUGCCUUUCACCAGAAUCAACAUCUCAAUUGCUCAAUGUACCUCAAUUCCAGCAACCAAAGCAGCAAAAAGACAAUGUCAAUGCUUAUCCAUUAGGUCCAGCAAAGAUCAUGCCUCUUCUCUAUUUGGGAUCAGAAAAAAACGCCUUGGAUAUGGAUCAUUUGAGACAAUUGAAUGUGCAAGCCAUCUUGAAUGUUGCGGCAGAAGUCAGCAAUCCAUACGAGUACAUGUUCCAAUCCAUGGAUGAUUUGCUCUCUUCAUCAAUCGUACCUUCUCCUUCACUCUCAAAAGCAUCCUCUGUUAGUAGCACUGCUUCCAGUAUUCAAACAUUCGUGGACCCACCAUUACCACCAUCACAACAACCCAAUGUUGCCUAUCAAAAGCUACCAUGGCAACACAAUCAAGAUAAUUUGGCAGUUGAAUUGUCCAAAGCAAUAGAUAUCAUUGAUCGUGCCCGCAAUGCUGGCCAAACUAUUCUUGUGCAUUGUCAAUGCGGUGUAGCUCGCUCUGCAACUGUCAUCAUUGCUUACAUCAUGAAGACUUACAACAUGCCAAUGCAAGAUGCUUACAACCAUGUCAAACAUCUGGCUCCUCCCAUCAGCCCAAAUCUUGGUUUAUUAUUUCAAUUGAGGGAAUUCGAGCAAAAGAUUCGUCCUGCAGUGGUAACAGCACCAGAGCAAGAAGUUCUACCUACUCCAACAGUGGCUUCAACACCUCAAGUACCACCACAACCCGCUACUGUCGCCAUCGGACGUAACCACAGCUACAGCAGUCGCCCAAAAAGCUGGAUCAGCCCAACUCAUUCCGCUACCACUGCUUGUCCAUCCGAAUUGACAUCUAAACCCAAAAAGACAACGUUCUUGAUUCGUGCUAGCUCGCUUUGCUUAACAAGUGCUUGGAAACGUAAAUUAAAGUCAAAGCCCACAUUAAAGACUGAUGCUCAGCAAGAACAGCAACAAGAACAACAACAAGGAGAAGAUGAUGGCUGGUGGAAAGCAAGAAAAGUCUCCGUUGAUACCAUUGCAAGUGUUUGUUGCUGA